Trematomus bernacchii (emerald rockcod) is the source of this 2027-nucleotide messenger RNA. RefSeq names its product GRIN2-like protein. The record is from RefSeq and is a predicted model, not a curated record. Gene Ontology annotation, cellular component: plasma membrane. The transcript is spliced from 2 exons. The coding region runs from base 1200 to 1622 and encodes 140 amino acids. Lineage: Eukaryota; Metazoa; Chordata; Actinopteri; Perciformes; Nototheniidae. Gene Ontology annotation, biological process: neuron projection development.
CUCUGCCGGGGGCUGCUGAGAAAAAGGAGGGAGAGCAGAGAGGAUGACAUGCAGCUCAGUGAAUGGAGUGUAGUCACAGAUAGAGAGGAGGGAGAGGUCACCUGUGGAUGUGAGCAGGGGGAGGAGGACCUGCACCCAUCAGCCGACACACCGAGGAGAGAAGAGCUCAGCAGGGAGGAUCUGUGAAGGUGUUCCAUGGCAGAGACCGGGGGUCCUGUGUCAGAGCUGAAGCCUGGAGGGGUGGCCGUCGCCCUCUCUGGUCAGCCCCUCUGUGACCCCUCCAGGACCUGGGCACAGCCGCCAGCAGCCUGCAGACCGGCGGCAGGAACAGCCUGCCCCCCCCCCACAGGAGCUCCAUCAGGAACAUUCUGGAAGUGACGGCUUCAGUCUGAGGGUGGGGGGACAGGAAAAAAGCCAAUGUGAACACUUUGUGCCCUAUAAGGCUCCAAGCCCCCCCCAUAGUCUGGCUGAGAAACACACCCCCCAACAUCCAGACAAGGCCGUGGUGACUGCAGCAAUGCCCCCCCCUCAGGCUGGAGGGACGGUGCAGGGCAUAGAGCCCCCCUUCCUCCCUGUACACAGGAGCCACCCAGACACUACGUACAGACCUGUGGCCCCCCUGCCUCCUCUCACAGACACUUGUGGACUCUCUCACCAUGGGGGGGGGAGGAGUCAGGCCAGCCCCUCCAUGUUGGCUUGCAAGCAGCCCAUGCAGCUGCAGCAGUGCAGCAUCAUCACCACCACCUGCCGGGGGGGCAGCAGUGGAGACACACUACCUCACAGCAGGUGUGUCUGUGUCUCCGCCCCCCAGGCCACAGCCAGGAUGGUGGAGGUUGAAGAAAAACUCCCCCCUAAAUGUGAGCAGCCUCUGUGCUGCGGCUCCUACCAUGUGACCUUUGAGGACACGUUUGCAGCGUACUGCCACCCCCAGCCCCUCCCAGCACACCCCCAGCUGCUGCACCGUAUGGCAGGCGGAGAGCCACACUGUGACAUCCAGCGGGCAGGCCCCCCCCCCCUCAGUGAUCAACCACCUCACCCUUCCCCGCCUCGUGUCCUCCGUCAGUGAGACGGGUCUGGACAGCAAACACCUGCGCUGCUGCAGCCUGGGCCUCUCCUACAGCCGGCUGCCUGCACCCCCAGCUCCAAGGCACUUUGGUGGAGAGGAAUGCUGCAGCCAUGUCAGAACCACAACCCGGGACAUGGGGACCAUGACGACCCACAGACAGCUGAAGGAUGUGGAGGUGCAGACGGCGCCGACUGCGACCCCCCAUGUCUUCCCAGAGAUUUGUCUGGCGGAGGAGAGCAGGACACAGACUAACACUGACAGUGAUGGAGGCAGGAAGGGGGGCGGUGCUGCCAAGUCCCCGGUGAAGGAGGUAAAGUGGGAUGCUGAAGGGAUGACCUGGGAGGUGUACGGGGCCUCAGUGGACCCAGAGGAGCUGGGCCUGGCCAUCCAGAAGCACCUGGAACUGCAGAUCAAGGAGACAGCCAGCCACGCAGCCAAGCUGAGCCGCCAGAACACCAGCACCUCCCAGCAGGAGGGGGGGGGCUGUCAGAGGAAGAGGAGCAGGAUGAUGGGCUCCAUCCGGGCCCCAGCCUGCUGCACCACAGCUGUGGACUAACCGGGGGGGGGGGGCUGCUCUGAGCCUCAGCCUGGAACUUAAAGGCAGGAGGAAUAAUCUGCUUCUUUUGAAAUGUGAUUAGUUAUCAUAAUGAAAAGGGGAAACUAUUGUUGAACUAACAGCAGCUUUAUAUUUAAUUUGUUCUAUGUAUACAAUGUCAACUAUUGGAAUCACGACUCGUGCAGCUGUGCAGUGCCAGGGUCAUCAGUGAGCGUCUUCAACUAAACCUAAAGGACACACACACACCUGAGCUGUGUGAGGCAGCAGUCCUGCAAUAAAUAUAUUUGCAACUCACAACAGAUGUGUAGAGAGUGUGUCACCCUGACCCUCCCCCUGAACCGGACCCUCACCCUCUGAGGCUGCCUUUACACGAGAACGAAGCGGGUUGUAUCCGCAUAGUUUCUC